This is a messenger RNA of Ogataea philodendri, 4557 nucleotides long. RefSeq lists its product as uncharacterized. The record is from RefSeq and is a predicted model, not a curated record. Gene Ontology annotation, cellular component: Golgi apparatus; membrane. Gene Ontology annotation, molecular function: protein binding. Gene Ontology annotation, biological process: Golgi to endosome transport; Golgi to vacuole transport; protein targeting to vacuole. The transcript has a single exon. NCBI's taxonomy places the organism in Eukaryota, Fungi, Ascomycota, Pichiomycetes, Pichiales, Pichiaceae. The coding region runs from base 1 to 4557 and encodes 1518 amino acids.
AUGAUUCUACUUCACUUUGCGCUCCACAUAUUUUGCCUUGUCAGCUUGGCAACAGCAGCUGAUUGGAAGCCUAAGGUGUCCAAGACGCAACAUGAGACGAUUUUUGACAUGUUCUACUUUGACGACUCUCCAGUGAUGUUGAGCAUCAACGAACAAAAGCUUCUGAUCUCUCCAGACAAUGCAGAGACUUGGAAACCUGUUGAUUUGAAGCUCAGCUCUGGAGAACCAGCCAACAUCACUUCCUGUGUGAUUGUUCCGUCAGAUAACCAGCUGGCAUUUGCACUUACUGGAGAGAAAACACAAUUUUAUACCCGUGACCAGGGAAAAACCUGGCAAAGCCUCGACGUGGAUCAUCCUGGAGGACCGCUUAGUUGGGGCACAGUUGAGGUCAACUAUGCGAAACCAGACAUGAUCUUGUUCAGUUUUGUCGACUGUUCUGAGAAAGACAACUUUAUCUACACCUGUGAAAAUCAUUGGCUGUACAGCACAGACGGACUCAAGAGCUCUCCAAAGAAGAUUCCGCUGGAAAACCUUGAACAAUGUAUGUUCCUCAAACAGAACAAGGCAUUUACCAGUGGUCCUGACGAGCGUGUUGUUUGUAUUCAAAGAGAGAAGGCAGACUCGGGAUUGAUGCAGUCGCCUACUCGCCUAGUGGCCAGCUCGGAUUUUUUCAAGACGGUGGAAAAUAACUUUGGUGAUGUCUCCAAUUACCAGGCGCUCAACAUCGAGGUGGAGCAGUCGUUUCUCAUUGUGACGGUGGCUCAUGAUCAGUUCUCGCCGGACUCGGAAGUGUCGUUGUAUAUCUCCAAGGACGGAAAGACGUUCGACAAGGCCUUUUUCGAGAACCAGAUGAAAUCGUGGAUGUUUAGAGUUCUCCCAUCCACUCCGUCUUCUCUUUACCUUGGCAUUUUUGACGACAUGAACUCUAAACACAUGGAAAUGACCGCCGAUCUGUACAAGUCUGACUCCACUGGUUUGUUUUUCGACAAAGUUUACGACGGAUAUUUGGCGAAUGGGUUUGGACUCAGUGAUUUCACCAAGGUGCAGGAGAUUGACGGUGUUUACAUCAUUCUCAGUCACGAGAACCGUAUGGACAAAAAUAGCGAACCGUUGUCCAAGUCCAAGAUCACUUUCGACGAUGGUAAGACCUGGUCGUUCCUAAAGACAAGCGAUCAAGACGGGUGCAAUGGUGACCGGGACUGUUCUUUGAACCUGGUCUGGACCACAAUGAGAAGUUCUGAUGGAAAUUUCGAAACAGGGCCAACUCCUGGAAUCAUUCUUGGUAUUGGAAACACCGGCAAAUACACCACCAAGGACCUGAAAGACUUGAAAUCCUACGUCUCCAGAGACGGCGGAAGAACUUGGAAGAAAGUGCUUGACUCUGCCUGUGUUUUCACGUUUGCCGAUCUGGGAAAUAUCAUUGCCGCCGUUCCUGUCGACAUGACCAGUUUCACGUCUGGUCAUAUUGACCAAAAGUCGUUACCGAAAGAUCUGAUUUACUCGUUGGACCAGGGAGAGUCCUGGGGUAGCGUUGAUCUUGGUAUAAACGUGUUCCCGCUCGAUCUGCUCACUUCCAAGGACGGAAGCACGCAGCAUGUUGUUCUUCUAGCGGAAGCAAACAGUUUCUCGUCGUUCUACUCGUUUGCUAUUGAUUUCACUGGGGCGUUUGAAAAAACGUGUGACGAUUCCGACUACGAAGAUUGGUACGCCAGAGUUGAUCCCGAUACCAACGAGCCGAUCUGUGUGUUUGGCCACAAGGAAAAGUUCAAGAGACGGAAGUACGACGCCAAGUGUUUUGUCAACCACUCGUACCAGGACCUCGAGAAGAUAGAAGAACCAUGUGCCUGUACUAUUGCAGACACCGAAUGUACUUAUGGGUUCAUUCCAGGAGACGACGGCAAAUGCGCUCCAGUUGUUCCAGCGGUGUUCUCCAAAUAUUGCAAAGACAACAAAGGUUCGACGGAUAUCACCACCAGACAACUGGUUCCAGACAAUCUUUGUAACACCAAAGACUCUUUCCAGAUUGAGAAAAAUGACUACACUUUUGAAUGUUCUCAAGAUAUGUCUAACUCCACAUCGGUCAUUCGCACUACCAACACACCGUUUGGUGAGAAAAUUUACAACUUCUUCUAUCUACCGUCAAACGAGAAGUCUCUUCCUGACGAGACUUUGCUGGUUUUGACAAAGUCCAACGAUUUGUUCUUAUCCUACAACGGAGGAAUCAAGUUCCGUAAGUUUUUGAGAGGAAUGGUCAAACCCAUCACUGCAUUUUCCAACACUUAUUUCCCGGACCAUUUCUUUGUGGUCACAGAGAGUAACGAAAUCUUCUACACUGAACAAAGAGGAGACAUGUUCAUGAGUGUUAGAUCGCCUCUAGACUUACAGAAACUUUCCAACCCAAGAAUGACUUUCAACAAGCACAACUCGUCAGAUUAUAUUAUUUACGCCGAUUCUGGAUGCGACAGCUUUUUCUCUUCCAACUGCCAUUCCGAGGCGUACCUCACUAGAGACAAAGGCCAGUCAUUUGUCCAGCUGCCGGAGAACGUCAACACGUGCAGCUAUGUGGGGUCAUUGAUGGACGACAAGGAGUUUGCUGUGAACGAGACUCUUAUUGUGUGCAGCCAGCUGGUGGAUAAUGGCCAGCAUUUUAGAUUGAUUUCCAGCACCGACUACUUUGCAUCGGAGCCAAAAGUUUUGUUUGACAAGAUCAUUGGUUUUGCAGAGACAGGAAAGUUUUUGGUGGCGGCCAAACUCAACGACGACAACUCGUUGACUGCAGUGAUUUCUGUGGACGGUAAAUCAUUUGCCGAGGCCAAAUUCCCAGCCGAUCUUCAGGUGACCCGUCAAACGGCAUACACUAUUCUGGACGUGAACAGCGAGCAGAUCUUUUUGCACGUGACGACCAACUCGUCACCUCAGAGAGAGUUUGGCGCGCUGCUCAAGUCCAACUACAACGGAACAGAGUACGUGGAGCUGCUGGGAAACGUGAACCGUAACGAGUUUGCGUUUGUCGACUUUGAGAGUGUUCAGAGUCUCGAAGGAAUUUCUAUCAUCAACACUGUGAGCAACGCCGAGUCCGUGAAAGAGAAAGGUGAGACCAAGAAAAUCCAGAGCAUGGUCACGUACAACGAUGGCGCCGAAUGGUCGUUGCUUGUUCCUCCUCCUGUUGAUUCUCAGGGCAACAAGUACGGUUGCAACGGCAAGUCUUUGGAAACAUGUUCUUUGCAUUUGCACUCGUUCACAGAGAGAAACGACCCGGGCAGAGACACGUACUCGUCUGCGUCUGCUGUUGGACUGAUGUUUGGUGUUGGAAACGUUGGCGAAUCUCUGCUUCCGUUCGAGUCUGACCAAACUGCCACCUUUUUCUCUGCAGAUGCCGGAGCCACUUGGAAAGAGGUGCGCCAGGGCAACUACAUGUGGGAGUUUGGCGACCAGGGCUCGAUUCUUGUUCUUGUAAAGGCCGGACUGACCAAGGUGGUUUCAUACUCGUUGGACGAGGGAGGAACUUGGCAAGAUUUCCAGUUUAGCGACACCGAAAGAGAGGUGGAAGACAUUGCCACUGUUCCAAGCGACACUGCACGGAAAUUCAUUCUGAUUGUCAAGGACGGUCCAGACCGCGACGAGAUUGUUUCGUUGGACUUUUCUGGAAUCCAGUCGCGCCAGUGCAAGCUGGAGGUGAACAACGACAACGAGCUGAUCAGUUUCGACGAUUUCGAGUACUGGACUCCAAAACACCCAUUCCAGUCAACCUCGUGUUUGUUUGGCCACGAGUCCAGAUACCCAAGACGCAAGCCUUCUGCCACAGACUGUUUUGUUGGUGCUGCGCCAAUGAACAAGGUGUACAAGAAGACCAAGAACUGCAAAUGCACGCGUCACGACUUUGAGUGCGACUACAACUUUGUGCUUGCCAAGGACGGCACGUGUCAGCUGAUCUCUGGCCUGUCGCCGAUCAACCCGAAGGAGUAUUGCUCGCGCGACGACACGCUGACCGAGUACUGGGAGCCGACUGGCUACCGUAAGAUCCCAAUGAGCACCUGCGAGCAGGGACUGGAGCUGGACAAGUGGAGUUCGCACCCAUGUCCGGGAAAGAGCAAGGAGUACGACAGAAAGCACGGCGUCUCGAGCUCGGGCGGAGUUGCCUUUGCGUUGACGGUGGCCGCUGUGGUGUUCGUUGCCACGCUUGCGUUUGUCUACUACCGGGGCAUUCGCAGAAACGGCGGAUUUUCGCGGUUUGGCGAGAUCAGACUCGACGAGGACGACGAGAUCCAGCUCAUCGAGGAGAACGACGUGGACCGCAUGGUGAACAGAGUUGUCCGGGCGGGGAUCGUGGUGGUUAGUGCGGCCCUGGCGUUCAGACACAAGGUGGCCAGCGUGCUGAAGCAGGGCCUAUUUUCGCGGUUCAGACGCGGCGGCCUCAACAACUACGAGCGGUUCUCGUCCUUCAACGACCGGAUCAUCGACGACGAGGACGCGUCGCUGUUUGAUGUCGACGCCAACGACGACGACGCCCGCGAGAUCGACUCGUUCUUGGACGAGCCCGUCGAGGACCGUGAAUAA